Messenger RNA from Raphanus sativus (radish), 2737 nucleotides. RefSeq lists its product as uncharacterized. Gene Ontology annotation, molecular function: protein dimerization activity; DNA binding. Bases 283 to 2556 code for a protein of 757 amino acids. The record is from RefSeq and is a predicted model, not a curated record. The transcript has 5 exons. NCBI's taxonomy places the organism in Eukaryota, Viridiplantae, Streptophyta, Magnoliopsida, Brassicales, Brassicaceae.
CCAGAAAUAGCUGCCCAACCCUUGUCUUCCUCUCGAACCCUAAUCAAGCCGGGCUCAUCUCAAAAGAAAAAAAAAAUUCCCAGAAAUUGCAUCUCUCCGUCACCUUCAGAUUCUCCCUCGACGAUACUCAAACCCUUCUCCUCCGUCUGAUUCCACCUGAUCCUUCCCCGGAACCGAAGUCCUUUAACCGUAAUUUAAUCAACUUCAUUACCUAACCGAUUCUCUCCGUAACCAACCGACCAACCAACCCGGUCACAACCUACAAACCAAACAGGGAGAAUAAUGGAUUCAGAUUUGGAGCCAGUAGCUCUCACACCACAGAAACAAGACAGUGCAUGGAAACACUGCGAGGUCUACAAAUACGGAGACCGAGUCCAGAUGAGAUGUCUCUACUGCAAGAAGAUGUUCAAAGGAGGCGGCAUCACCCGCGUCAAAGAGCAUCUCGCCGGCAAGAAAGGCCAAGGCACAAUCUGCGACCAAGUCCCCGAAGACGUCCGUCUCUACCUCCAGCAGUGCAUCGACGGGACCGUGAGGCGCCAGAGGAAGAGGCGCAGGUCUAGCGCCGAGCCUCUCCCUAUAGCUUACUUCCCUCCCGAGACUACUACUCAGGUGGGCGUCGAAGGCUCUGACGUGAACAACAACGGGGAUGUGGUUGCUGCUGCAGCUGGUGGUGGUGGACAGAGCUCGGGGAGGACGAAGCAGAGGACUUACAGGAGUAGGAAGAACGCUGCUGCGUUUGAGGAUUUGAUCGGUGGAGAUAUGGAUAAUCUCAUCCCUGUGGCUAUUAGCAGCGUUAAGAGCAUUGCGCAACGUGAGAAGACGGAUGUUCACAUGGCGAUUGGGAGGUUCUUGUUUGAUAUAGGAGCUGAGUUCGAUGCUGUUAGCUCUGUUAAUUUCCAGCCGUUGGUCGACGCGAUUGUUUCUGGUGGUUUUGGUGUUUCUUUACCUGCUAACGAAGACCUCAAAGGUUGGAUUUUGAAGAGCUGUGUAGAGGAAAUGAAGAAAGAUAUCGAUGAGUGCAGAACAAUGUGGAAGAAGACAGGAUGUUCUGUUUUGGUACAUGAAUCGAGUUCAGACAAAGGACGUAAAGUGCUUAACUUCUUGGUUCACUGUCCGGAGAAAGUAGUGUUCCUGAGAUCCGUCGACGCAUCUGAUUAUGAUGAUGAUAAGCUGUGUGAGCUUCUUAAGGAGGUGGUUGAAGAGAUAGGAGACACCAACGUUGUCCAAGUCAUCACCAAAUGCGAAGAUCAUUACCUCUCUGCAGGGAAGAAGCUGAUGGAGGCCUAUCCUUCUCUCUACUGGGUCCCAUGCGCCGCACACUGCGUGGACAAGAUGCUCGAGGAGUUCGGGGAGGUUGACUGGAUAAGAGAGAUCAUCGAGCAAGCGAGAACCGUCACUAGGAUCAUCUACAACCACAUCGGCGUCUUGAAUCUCAUGAGGAAGUUCACUUACGGCAACGACAUUCUCCAGCCAGCUUUCACCGCUCACUCCACUAACUUCGCAACGAUGUCCCGUAUCGCUGAGCUGAAGCCUCACUUGCAGGCUAUGGUGACUUCAUCCGAGUGGAACGAGUGUUCUUACUCGAAAGAAGCAGGCGGGUUAGCCAUGACAGAGACUAUCAACGACGAGGGUUUCUGGAAGGCGUUGACGCUGGCGAACAAUAUAACUCUCCCUCUUCUGCGAGUUUUGAGGAUUGUUUGUUCUGCAAGGAGGCCUGGGAUGGGGUAUGUCUAUGCGGCGGUGUACAGAGCAAAGGAAGCGAUCAAGACGCAUCUGGUUCACAGAGAGGAUUACUUGAUCUUCUGGAAGAUUAUAGAUAAGUGGUGGCAGCAGCAGCAGCAGCGUCUUCCUUUGCACGCUGCUGGUUUCUAUCUUAACCCCAAGUUCUUUUAUAACAUUGGGGAAGAGAUGCGUAGCGAGAUACACUUGGCUGUUGUUGAUUGCAUUGAGAAGCUGGUCCCUGAAGACACCAUUCAAGAAAUAGUCGCCAAGGACAUAAACUCUUACAAGAAUGCUGUUGGGAUCUUCGGAAGGAACUUAGCAAUCAGAGCUCGAGACACUAUGCUUCCUGCUGAAUGGUGGUCUACAUAUGGAGAAAGCUGCUUGAACCUGUCAAGAUUUGCUAUACGUCUUCUGAGUCAGACGUGCAGCUCAUUGGUUGGCUCCGGGAGGAUCCUGACACCAGUGGAGAAAGUAUAUGAAGCCAAGAACUCUAUUGAGAGACAGCGUCUCAGCGAUCUUCUGUUUGUUCAGUACAACAUGCGUCUCAGAAGACUGGGGGUUGAAAGCGGAGAUGAGAAUGUAGACCCGUUAUCACAGAGCAACAUGGAGCUUCUUGAAGACUGGGUUUCAAGAAACCAAGUUUGUAUAGAAGGAGAUGGAAGCUCAGACUGGAAGUCGCUUGAGUCCUUUAAGAGGACAGAAGUAGCAGCGGUUAACAUCGAUGAAACAGAAGACUUGGGGACAGGUUUUGAUGAUGGAGAGAUAUUCAAGGGAGAAAAGGAAGUGAGUGAUGAAGGUUAUUUCACAAACAUAUCGGAGAAGCUGUUCACGUGAACUCACUGAGAAGAAUCUCUUUUUAUGUAAUCAUAGGGUCUGUUUUGAUUCGGAGAAACAUUUGUGAUUUGAUUUUCUCUAGGGCUUGGGGUUUGUAUUCUAUAUAGUUUUUUUUACCGUUUACUAAUUUAUGAUGUGUCCCAUAAAAACUAUUAGUUACUGAGCAUGCAUUUCUUCUCUA